Mycotypha africana is the source of this 7056-nucleotide messenger RNA. RefSeq names its product pre-mRNA-processing-splicing factor 8. Lineage: Eukaryota; Fungi; Mucoromycota; Mucoromycetes; Mucorales; Mycotyphaceae. The record is from RefSeq and is a predicted model, not a curated record. Gene Ontology annotation, molecular function: protein binding; U2 snRNA binding; pre-mRNA intronic binding. The coding region runs from base 1 to 7056 and encodes 2351 amino acids. The transcript is spliced from 4 exons. Gene Ontology annotation, biological process: mRNA splicing, via spliceosome; spliceosomal tri-snRNP complex assembly. Gene Ontology annotation, cellular component: U5 snRNP; catalytic step 2 spliceosome.
AUGGCGAGCAAUGAUCAGGGUUUACCUGUUCCUGUAGGUGCUACGCCUUCACCCUAUUCAAAUCAAUAUAAUCAGUAUGCUUAUGAAUCCAAUCCAAGUACUGAAAAAAGUCAUGAAGAAAAGUUGAAGGAAAAAGCUAGAAAAUGGCAGCAAUUGCAAAAUAAGCGUUACGGCGAGAAGAGAAAGUUUGGCUUUAUUGAGCAUGAAAAAGCUGACAUGCCUCCUGAGCAUUUACGUAAAAUCAUCAAGGAUCACGGUGACAUGACAGCUAAAAAGUUCAGACAUGAUAAACGUAUAUAUCUCGGUGCAUUAAAGUAUGUACCUCAUGCUGUGCUGAAAUUGCUCGAGAAUAUGCCUAUGCCUUGGGAACAAGUCAGAGAAGUCAGUGUCUUAUAUCAUAUAACUGGUGCAAUUACUUUCGUCAACGAAAUUCCUUGGGUUAUUGAACCUGUGUAUAUUGCACAAUGGGGUUCACAGUGGAUUAUGAUGCGUAGAGAAAAGCGUGAUAGAAGACACUUUAAACGUAUGCGUUUUCCACCAUUUGAUGAUGAAGAACCGCCUCUCGAUUAUGGUGACAAUAUUAUGGAUGUCGAGCCACUUGAAGCAAUUCAGUUGGAAUUAGAUGAAGAAGAAGAUUCAGCAGUUUAUGAUUGGUUUUAUGAUAACAAGCCUUUGAUUGAUACUAAAUUUGUAAACGGCUCUACAUAUCGUAAAUGGAGAUUGGAUUUACCAAUUAUGUCAACUUUAUACCGUCUUGCGCAUCAACUUUUGUCUGAUUUGACAGAUAAAAACUACUUCUAUCUUUUCGACCUCAACUCAUUCUUCACAGCGAAAGCCUUGAGUAUGGCUAUUCCUGGUGGCCCCAAGUUCGAACCGCUGUAUCGUGAUAUGGAUACUGCUGACGAUGAUUGGAAUGAAUUCAACGAUAUUAACAAAAUUAUUAUCCGUCAGCCAAUUCGUACAGAAUAUAAGAUUGCUUUUCCCUUCUUGUAUAAUUCACUUCCGCGUAGCGUCAAAGUCUCGUGGUAUCAUUAUCCUACAGUGGUAUUUGUUCGUUCAGAGGACCCUGAUCUUCCAGCAUUCUAUUUCGAUCCUAUUAUCAAUCCUAUAUCAUCCCGAGCAGUGGCUGAUGUUGGCAGAAAACACGAAGAAGAGAUCUUCGGCGAUGAAGAUGAGGAUACCCAGUUCACGUUGCCAGAUUAUGUUGCACCCUUCUUGGAAGAUACUGAACUUUAUACCGAUAAUACAGCAAAUGCUAUUGCUCUUUAUUGGGCUCCUCAUCCAUUCGAUAAGAGAUCUGGUCGAACCCGUCGUGCACAGGACGUUCCUCUUGUCAAAAACUGGUAUCUGGAGCAUUGUCCUCCUGGUCAACCGGUAAAGGUUCGAGUAUCCUACCAAAAAUUGCUCAAAUGUUACGUAUUGAAUGCUUUGCAUCACCGUCCUCCCAAGGCAUUGAAUAAGAAAUACCUUUUCCGCAGUCUGAAAUCUACCAAAUUUUUCCAGACGACACAAAUUGAUUGGGUUGAAGCUGGUCUGCAGGUUUGUCGACAAGGUUACAACAUGUUGAAUUUAUUGAUUCACAGAAAGAAUUUGAACUACCUGCAUCUCGAUUAUAACUUCAAUUUGAAACCUGUAAAGACACUUACAACCAAGGAGAGAAAGAAAUCUCGUUUCGGUAACGCUUUCCAUCUUUGCAGAGAAAUUCUACGUCUAACAAAACUCAUUGUGGAUGCUCACGUACAAUACCGUCUCGGUAACGUGGACGCCUUCCAAUUGGCGGAUGGUCUUCAGUACAUUUUCGCACAUGUUGGCCAAUUGACGGGUAUGUACCGUUACAAGUAUCGUUUGAUGAGACAAAUUCGUAUGUGUAAAGAUUUGAAGCAUUUGAUCUAUUACCGUUUCAACACCGGCCCGGUUGGUAAAGGCCCUGGUGUUGGUUUCUGGGCGCCUGGUUGGAGAGUCUGGCUUUUCUUUAUGCGUGGUAUUGUCCCAUUGCUCGAACGUUGGUUAGGUAACUUGCUGGCUCGUCAAUUCGAAGGCAGACAUUCCAAGGGUAUUGCGAAAACAGUUACAAAGCAACGUGUCGACUCACACUACGACUUAGAGUUGAGAGCAGCUGUCCUACACGAUAUUAUGGAUGCUAUGCCCGAAGGCAUUAAGGGUAAUAAAUCUCGUACUAUUCUUCAACAUCUUUCUGAAGCAUGGAGAGCUUGGAAAGCCAAUAUUCCUUGGAAGGUACCUGGUAUGCCUGCACCUAUAGAAAAUAUGAUUUUACGUUAUAUCAAGGCCAAGGCUGAUUGGUGGACUAGUGUUGCUCAUUAUAAUCGUGAACGUAUCAGAAGAGGUGCUACUGUUGAUAAAACUAUUUGCCGAAAGAAUUUAGGUCGCUUAACUCGUCUGUGGCUCAAGGCUGAACAAGAACGUCAACACAACUAUCUCAAGGAUGGUCCGUACAUAACAGCUGAAGAAGCUGUUGCUAUUUAUACUUCUACAGUUCAUUGGCUCGAAAGUAGAAAGUUCUCUCCUAUUCCUUUCCCUCCUCUUUCCUAUAAGCACGAUACUAAAUUGCUCAUUCUUGCUCUCGAACGUCUUCGUGAAGCCUACUCUGUUCAAGGCCGUUUAAAUCAAAGUCAAAGAGAAGAGUUAGGUCUUAUUGAACAAGCCUAUGAUAAUCCUCAUGAAGCUCUUUCUCGUAUCAAACGUCUUCUUUUGACUCAACGUGCUUUCAAGGAAGUCGGUAUCGAAUUUAUGGAUCUUUAUUCACAUUUAAUUCCUGUUUAUGAUAUCGAACCAAUGGAGAAAAUCACAGAUGCCUAUCUGGAUCAAUAUUUAUGGUACGAAGCCGAUAAACGUCACCUCUUCCCUGCUUGGAUCAAACCUUCUGAUUCUGAGCCACCACCAUUGUUGGUCUACAAAUGGUGUCAAGGAAUCAACAAUUUAACUGAUGUUUGGGACACCAGUGAAGGACAAUGUAAUGUUAUGAUGGAAGCUAGCUUCAGUAGAGUCUACGAAAAGAUUGAUCUUACACUCUUGGGUCGUCUUUUACGUCUUAUUCUUGAUCAUAAUUUGGCUGAUUAUGCUACCGCAAAAAACAACGUUGUUUUGAAUUACAAGGACAUGAAUCACGUCAAUGCGUACGGUUUGAUCCGUGGUCUUCAGUUUGCCUCCUUUAUUUUCCAAUACUACGGUUUGGUUCUUGAUUUGCUGGUGUUGGGUCUUCAUCGUGCUAGUGAAAUGGCCGGUCCUCAUCAAUUACCUAAUGAUUUCUUACAAUAUCGUGAUGUGGAAACAGAAACACGUCAUCCCAUCCGUUUGUAUUCUCGUUAUAUUGAUCGUAUCCAUAUCUUCUUCCGAUUUACAGCAGAUGAAGCUCGUGAUCUUAUCCAACGUUACCUGACCGAACAUCCCGAUCCCAACUUUGAAAAUAUUGUUGGGUACAACAACAAGAAGUGCUGGCCUCGUGAUUGUCGUAUGCGUUUGAUGAAGCAUGAUGUGAAUCUUGGUCGUGCCGUCUUCUGGGAUAUCAAGAACCGUCUUCCUCGUUCUUUGACUACCAUUGAAUGGGAGAAUAGCUUCGUCAGUGUUUACUCGAAAGAUAACCCGAACUUGCUUUUCUCUAUGUGUGGUUUUGAAGUGCGUAUCCUUCCUAAGAUCAGAAGCAUGAAUGAAGAGUUUACGUUGAAGGAUGGUGUCUGGAAUUUGAUUAAUGAGCAAACAAAAGAAAGAACCGCUCAAGCUUACUUGCGUGUAGAUCAAGAAUCGAUGGACCGUUUCCAUAACAGAAUUCGUCAAAUUCUUAUGGCCUCAGGUAGUACCACUUUCAGUAAGAUUGCUAACAAAUGGAACACUGCUUUGAUCGGUUUGAUGACGUACUAUCGUGAAGCCGUUGUUCAUACUCGUGAGCUACUCGAUUUGCUGGUCAAAUGUGAAAAUAAGAUUCAAACCCGUGUAAAGAUCGGUCUUAACUCCAAGAUGCCUUCCCGUUUCCCUCCUGUCGUUUUCAUGACUCCUAAGGAAUUGGGUGGUCUUGGUAUGUUAUCUAUGGGUCAUAUUUUGAUUCCUCAAUCUGAUCUUCGUUGGUCGAAACAAACUGAAACGGGUAUUACUCACUUCCGUGCUGGUAUGAGUCAUGAUGAGGAUGCCUUGAUUCCCAAUUUAUAUCGUUAUAUUCAAUCAUGGGAAUCUGAAUUCAUUGAUUCUCAACGUGUCUGGGCCGAGUAUGCAUUGAAGCGUCAAGAAGCUUAUGCUCAAAAUAGACGUUUGACUCUGGAGGAUCUGGAAGACUCUUGGGAUCGUGGUAUUCCUCGUAUCAAUACUCUUUUCCAAAAGGAUAGACAUACUCUGGCCUAUGACAAGGGUUGGCGUGUGCGUACAGAUUUUAAGCAAUAUCAAGUUUUAAAGAAUAAUCCCUUCUGGUGGACUCAUCAACGUCAUGAUGGUAAACUAUGGAAUUUGAACAAUUAUCGUACCGAUAUGAUCCAAGCUCUCGGUGGUGUCGAAGGCAUUUUGGAACACACUCUGUUCAAGGGUACUUAUUUCUCAACCUGGGGUGGUCUUUUCUGGGAACGUUCUAGUGGUUUCGAAGAAAGUAUGAAGUAUAAAAAGCUCACUAACGCUCAAAGAAGUGGUUUGAAUCAAAUUCCUAAUCGUCGUUUCACACUGUGGUGGUGUCCAACUAUCAAUCGUUCAAAUGUUUAUGUUGGUUUCCAAGUACAACUUGAUCUUACUGGUAUUUUCAUGCAUGGCAAGAUUCCUACCCUCAAAAUUUCACUCAUUCAAAUUUUCCGUGCUCACUUGUGGCAGAAGAUUCACGAAGCUUUGACUAUGGAUUUUGCUCAAGUUUUUGAUCGAGAAUUAGAGGCUCUUCAAAUCGAAACUGUUCAAAAGGAAACUAUCCAUCCCAGAAAGUCUUACAAGAUGAAUUCUUCAGCUUCUGAUAUUUUAUUGUUUGCUGCUUAUAAGUGGCCUGUUUCACGUCCUUCACUUCUGAACGAUCCUAAGGACGUAAUGGAUGGGCCUACUACUACUAAAUACUGGCUCGAUAUUCAAUUAAGAUGGGGUGAUUUUGACUCCCACGAUAUUGAAAGAUACACUCGUGCCAAAUUCUUGGACUACACUACUGAUAAUAUGAGUAUCUACCCCUCGCCUACUGGUUUAAUGAUUGGCGUUGAUUUAGCUUACAGUAUGUAUUCUGCUUAUGGUAAUUGGAUUCCUGGUAUGAAGCCCCUCGUUCAACAAGCUAUGGCCAAGAUCAUGAAGGCCAAUCCUGCUCUUUACGUACUUCGUGAACGUAUCCGUAAGGCCCUCCAAUUGUAUUCUUCUGAACCUACUGAACCUUAUUUAUCAUCUACCAACUAUGGUGAAUUAUUCAGUAAUCAAAUCAUCUGGUUUGUCGAUGAUACCAAUGUUUAUCGUGUCACUAUUCACAAGACCUUCGAAGGUAAUUUGACUACCAAGCCUAUUAACGGUGCUAUCUUCAUUUUCAAUCCUCGUACUGGUCAACUAUUCUUGAAGAUUAUCCACACGUCUGUUUGGGCUGGUCAGAAACGUUUAGGUCAGUUAGCUAAGUGGAAGACUGCAGAAGAAGUUGCUGCUUUGAUUCGUUCAUUGCCUGUCGAAGAACAACCUAAGCAAAUUAUUGUUACCAGAAAGGGUAUGUUGGAUCCUUUGGAAGUUCACUUGCUCGAUUUCCCUAAUAUUGUUAUCAAGGGUUCCGAACUUCAAUUACCCUUCCAGGCUUGUUUGAAGAUUGAGAAGUUUGGUGAUUUGAUUCUCAAGGCUACAGAACCGCAAAUGGUGCUGUUCAACUUGUAUGACGAUUGGUUGAAGACGUUUUCAUCGUACACCGCAUUCUCUCGUUUGGUCCUCAUCUUGAGAGCUCUUCAUGUGAACACUGAUAAGACUAAAAUGAUAUUACGACCUGAUAGAAGCACUAUUACUGAACCUCAUCAUAUCUGGCCGACACUUACUGAUGAAGAAUGGGCAAAGGUCGAAGUUCAAAUGAAGGAUUUGAUUUUGGCAGACUAUGGUAAGAAGAAUAACGUCAAUGUUGCUUCCCUUACACAAUCCGAAAUCAGAGAUAUCAUCUUGGGUAUGGAAAUUCAGGCACCCUCUCUGCAACGUCAACAAAUUGCUGAGAUUGAGAAACAAACGAAGGAACAAUCUCAAUUGACGGCGGUAACUACUAAGACCCGUAAUAUCCACGGUGAUGAAAUGAUUGUUACAACCACCAGUAACUACGAACAAGCCACUUUCUCCAGUAAAACUGAAUGGCGUAUUCGUGCUAUCUCAGCUACCAAUCUUUAUUUGAGAACCAACCACAUCUAUGUCAAUUCUGACGAUAUCAAGGAGAACACGUACACUUAUGUUAUGCCAAAGAACGUGCUCAAGAGAUUCAUCACUAUUUCAGAUUUACGUACGCAAAUUGCUGGUUUUAUGUUUGGUGUGAGCCCGCCUGAUGCACCGAAUGUGAAGGAAAUUCGCUGUGUCGUUGUUCCUCCACAAUGGGGUACACAUCAAACUGUUCAUUUACCCAAUAACCUUCCUGAACACGAAUAUCUUAAGGAUUUGGAGCCUUUGGGUUGGAUCCAUACUCAACCGCAAGAAUUGAUGAAUAUCUCUCCUCAGGACGUCACAACGCACGCCAAACUGUUAGCAAACCAUAAGAGCUGGGAUGGAGAGAAAACGAUCACUUUGACUUGUUCGUUUACACCAGGUUCUUGUUCCCUUACUGCCUAUAAACUAUCCCCCGCUGGUUUUGAAUGGGGCAAGACUAAUGUGGAUCCAGGAAGUCAACCUCAAGGUUACUUGCCUACUCAUGGUGAAAAGGUUCAAAUCCUUUUAUCUGAUCGCUUCCUUGGUUAUUUCAUGGUGCCUGCUGAUGUUUGGAAUUACAACUUCAUGGGUGCUCAAUUUAAUGCGAAUAUGAAUUAUAGAUUGGUACUGGAUAUACCAAAGGAAUUUUACCAUGAAUCCCACCGUGCUGCUCAUUUCAUGAACUUUAGUAGUGAAACUGAAGCAACAACUGAGGCAGAUAUUGAAGAUGCCUUUGCUUAA